This is a messenger RNA of Camellia sinensis, 1636 nucleotides long. RefSeq lists its product as uncharacterized. Lineage: Eukaryota; Viridiplantae; Streptophyta; Magnoliopsida; Ericales; Theaceae. The record is from RefSeq and is a predicted model, not a curated record.
AGUGAAAAAGAAUGAAGAGAAUUUUCAGGCAAAUCAGGGCUCAACCCGGAGGGGCUGGAAAACUCAACCCCGACUCCCAUCAUCUCUUUCACUCGUGAUAAAUUAAUCAAUCAAACAAAAGCGAAGUGCCUGUCAAAAAACCAAAAGCAAAGUGGGUUCUGGUUCUGUGUAUUUCAACUCUACUUGCAGAGGGUAGAGAGAGAGAGAGAGAGAACAAUGGGUGACAACCUAUUUCAAGGGUUACCACCUCCUUCUGCGCCUCCUCCUCCUCGGCCUUCUGUGGAACAACAAUCUUCAAAGAUCACCACCGCUGCUGCCAAAGAAUCUUUGCCAAAGCUACCGAUACCUGCCCUCAAGAGCGCUCUCAAACGCUCCAAACCUUCUGAAUCUCAACCUCAAGUUACUGUGCCUGAAAAACGACUGAGAUUUAAAACAACAACGGAUGCCUCAGAAACGCAAGUUAUAGAGGCCAUGCAGAAGAUAUCAUCACAUAUAAAGAACCCUGCCAAGUUUGGUAAGGCAUCGAAGCUUGCUAUUCAACUGAUUCAGGCUGGCAGUGUUAAGCCUGGAGUGAGUGACUACUUCUUUGCCAUACUGGAGUCUGCAAUGUUGUCACCUACUGUUUGUAACGAUGCUUCAGUAAGAGCGGAUUGUCAUGCAUUGUUCUCAGCAGCACAAGAUGCAGUUGAAUGUUUUAACAAGAAGCAGAGAAAUCAAUUAACUACAUGGAUGAUUAGGGCUGUGGUGGCGAAUGAUCUAUUUACCGAUGACAGUUUUGUGUUUUCAAAAGCCACUGGACGAAUAAAAGAAGCUAUAUUGAACCUUCCGGUUGCAACCAAGGACGAAGACAUGGAAGAAGCUGCUGCCUUGCAAGACAAGAUGGAAGUGGCAGAAGUGGACAGUCAGAUAAAGCCAGAUGCUACAUCUGAAGGAAAUGACAAGGAUGACUCGGAUCCAUUUGGGCUCGAUGCUCUGAUUCCUCGGACAUUGAAGAAAGAUGAAAAAAUGAAGGGAAACAAAGAGGCGACAACCAGGAUUAAGGAGGAAGAGGAAGAGACCAAGAGAUUUCUGAAAUCACAGAGAGAGGCCUUGAUUCUUUGUUUGGAUAUUGCUGCGCGACGUUACAAAACCCCAUGGUGCCAAACGGGCAUAGAUAUCCUGGUAAAGCAUGCAUUCGAUAACAUUUCGAGGUUCACUACUAAACAAAGAGAUGCUAUCGGGAAACUUUGGGCAUCCAUUCGGGAACAGCAGACUUGGAGGAAGCAAGGGAAGUCGGUUUCAGGGAAACUAGAUGUGAAUGGAUUUGAGUGGCUGCAGCAGAAAUAUGCAAAUGAGAAGAUCAGCAUUCGGCAUUCUGUUGGAGGUAGCGGGGAUCGUCGUGCUCAACAGUGGCUUGGUUGACUGACACGGAGCUCUGUUUGCUGAUGUAUUUUUUAGUUUGUAUCACAGCAUUAGUCAUGACAAUUCGGAAAAGAAAAGGGAAAAGUGGGAAAGGAUAGAAUUGUCUAUUCAUUAGUUGUAAAUUACUCCAUCUUGAUUUUUGUACAUGUAGCAGCAAUUUAACAGAUUAAUUUUUCUGGUGGCUUGUGUGUGCUUGUUGGGUGGCCUAAUUUACUUGAUCAGUUCUCAGAAUCAA